CAUAAUAUGGACAUAAUCAAAACAAUCCUUACACACAUACGACAUUAUUUACGACAAUAAUCGCUCCUAAUGUAAAUUGACCACAUUAUCUUUCUGUCACUGUCAAAGCGCAACAAAUUUUCGCAAGCAUCUGCCACACCUCCGUGAAAUUUAAGAAUGGGCUGCGAUGGCGGAACAAUCCCUCGCCGAAACGAAUUAGUAAAAGUCAAACAGAAACCUGAGCCGAGGGAUCAGACCUCCCAUUUAAUUUUUCAGUGGAGAUACUGCAACCUAACCCAGCAACUCCUUCAACGCCCCAUCGUUACGUGCGGCCUAGGCAAGCUCUACAACAAAUCGGCCAUCAUACAGGCCAUAAUCAAUAGAGAAUCGCCACCCCACAUCAGAACCCUCAGGGACGUAAUUACUCUGAACCUAACCCCGAAUCCGGAAUUCCGCGAAAACGGCACAGACCAAAUCGACGUCUCGCCCUACAUCUGCCCCGUGACGGGACUGGAAAUGAGCGGAAAGUACCGCUUCGUGGCCCUGUGGUCCUGCGGGUGCGUGUUUUCAGAGAGAGCUUUGAAAGAGAUCGGUGUGGGGGCGUGUUCCAGGUGUCAGGAAGCGUUCGACGAAGCAGACGUGGUGGUGCUGAAUGGGUUGGAAGGUGAGGUGAGGGUGAAGAUGGAUAUGAGGAAGAAGAGGAAGAAAGAGUGGAGGAAGAUUCAGAGGAUUAAGAAGGUUAGAGUUGGCGAAAAUUUGCAGUGAGUUUGGUGACAACGGUCGCUAUCACCGCAUUAGCAACCACAUGUUGUGUCAUAUCUUUUAAAAUAUGUGUCUGUAUCCGGUGGAGAUACCACAUGGAUGUUUCCCGUAAAUAAAAGAACAGUGAGUGUUACAUAGUUAUCAAAGACAUGGAAAGGCCGUUGAAUGAUUGCCGUUUAACGGUUUACUUGUCGUGAGUAGUUUUGGGAUUAAGCCAAUACAAA
This is a messenger RNA of Zophobas morio, 965 nucleotides long. RefSeq names its product replication termination factor 2-like. The transcript has a single exon. The record is from RefSeq and is a predicted model, not a curated record. Gene Ontology annotation, biological process: mitotic DNA replication termination; site-specific DNA replication termination at RTS1 barrier. Bases 157 to 744 code for a protein of 195 amino acids. NCBI's taxonomy places the organism in Eukaryota, Metazoa, Arthropoda, Insecta, Coleoptera, Tenebrionidae. Gene Ontology annotation, cellular component: nucleus.